Molecule: messenger RNA, 3581 nt
Organism: Nasonia vitripennis (jewel wasp)
Lineage: Eukaryota; Metazoa; Arthropoda; Insecta; Hymenoptera; Pteromalidae
Product: hemicentin-1
Exons: 10
Coding region: 509-3352 (947 amino acids)
Molecular function (GO): protein binding
Source: RefSeq, a predicted model, not a curated record
CGAGUCAGUAGGGCUAGCGCGGCGCAGCAGUGAGCACGCGAGUCAGUGGCGAGGCUCAGCCUCGGGUCAGCCGGAGCCCAGAGUCAAAGCGACUACUACCGUUAUACUGUACUGUGAUGCCGAGGUGGUAGCAUACAUACGCGCGAGUGUGUCCGUGUGUGUACCAUCGCACAUCUGCAGUGCGCGUGUGCGCGAGAGCUCUCAUGAUGACUCGUACGCGGCUCUGCGCCUUGGUGAUCGGUGUUAAGGAUAGUCGGUGAAGCGGUAGUGCUCUCUCCGUGCUCGUCCCUCUCUCUCUCACUCUCUCUUUCUCCCGAGGGACCAAAGGAAUCGGCUAUAUGUAAUAGCCGGUACACAGUGAGCCGAGAUGCGGAUCAGCGAGACGAGAACGUUCCUACGCCGAUGAUCUCACCUGUGCCAAGGGGACUUGCGGGCUGGAAAGAAAAGCGCCGUACCUAGUUUUCCCGGGAUUAUUCGAAAGUGUCGUCACCGGCUGCUAAACCGCAGGAUGAGGUCGCUCCUGCUGCUGACGAUGAUGUGCCUCGUCGACUCGGAGCUCACGUCGAGGGGACAGCUGCAGAAGGUGGAUGAGCCGAUACCGCUGGCGCAGGUGUCGGCAGUGACGGGCUACGCAGCGCGGCUCCCCUGUGACCUGGCGCCGGGUCCUCGCGGCGAGGAGCCGUUCAUGCUGUUCUGGUACCGAAACGAGCACGAGGGCGCGCCCAUCUACAGCGUGGACGGUCGCUCGAAGCCUCUGUCCCAGGGCAAGCAGUGGUCGAAUCCCAAGGCACUGGGCGACAGGGCCAGCGUCCGGUUCCUCGACCAGCGAGCCGAGCUUCAGAUCGACAAGCUCAUGCCCGAGGAUGCCGGACUCUACCGCUGCAGGAUCGACUUUCGGAACAAUCCCACCAGGAGUCGGAAGGUCAAUCUCACCAUCAUCGUGCCACCGCAGUCGCCGGUGAUCUACACGCGGGAUCGCACCCUGGCCAAGAACCUACAGCCCUUCGACGAGGACAGCAGUCUGGUGCUGGUGUGCGAGGUGACGGGCGGAAGACCACCGCCCCGAGUCACCUGGCACCGCGACGGCAAGCUCAUCGACUCCACCUACGAGUACAAUUACGACGACCUGACGGUGAACCGGCUCGACCUGACCCGCGCCACCCGGGACCUCCUCAGCGCGCAGUUCGUCUGCAACGCCAGCAACACGCAUCUCGUGUCGGCCACCAGUGCCGAGAUCAUUGUCGACGUCAAUCUGAAGCCGCUGCUGGUGAACAUAACAAAUAAAACGCCGCAUCUCUCGGCCCUCAUGUCGUACGAGAUCGAGUGCGUGAGCUCGGGAUCGAGGCCGGAGGCUGUGAUAACUUGGUGGAAGGGCAUCCAUCAGAUCAAGCACAUGGCGAGAAACUUCGCAGAGGGUCCGAACAUGACGCGGAGCGUGAUGAGCUACGUGCCGACGAUCGAGGACGACGGCAAGUUCUUGACCUGUCGGGCAGAGAAUCCCGUGGUGCAGGACAGCGCGCUCGAGGACAAGUGGCAUCUCGUCGUGCACUACGUGCCGAUCGUGACGAUCAGGCUGGGCUCGAGUCUCCGGGCGACGGACAUCAACGAGGGCGACGACGUGUACUUCGAGUGCGAGGUCAAUGCCAAUCCCAAGGCGUACAAGCUCGGCUGGUACAAGGACGGCCGGGAGCUGCACCACAACCCGGCGGCUAACGUCAUCCUGCCCGGUGGCAACUCGCUCGUGCUCCAGAGCGUUAACCGCGCCUCUGCCGGCGACUACUCCUGCAUGGCGGCCAACUACGAGGGCAAGGCCAUGAGCAAGCCCGUCACCCUCGACAUCAUGUACGCGCCGAUCUGCAAGGACGGGACGACGACGCAGGUGGUGGGCGCGCUGAAGCACGAGACGAUCUCGCUGGUCUGCGGGGUGCAGUCGAAGCCGCCGCCGACGAGCUUCCAGUGGACGUUCAACAACUCGGGCGAGCUGAUGAGCGUGCCGGCGAGUCGCUACGCCCAGGUGCGGCCCCAGCAGCUGGUCACCACCCACUGGCACGGCUCGAGGCUCAACUACACGCCCGCCAGCGACAUGGACUACGGGACAAUCGCCUGCUCGGCCAGGAACAGCAUAGGAGCGCAGAAAGUGCCCUGCCGCUUCCAGAUCAUCGUCGCCGGCAAGCCCUACCCGCUGCAGAACUGCUCGGCCGUGCAGUCCACCGGACCCUACGCCUAUCGCAUGGGUCAGGAGGAUUUCAAAGCGACGGACGCGCGCGAUGCCGACUGGCUGAUAGUGCGCUGCAGCGAGGGCUUCGACGGCGGCCUGCCCAUCACGAGCUUCGAGCUCGAGGUCUACAGCGACGAGAACGUUUAUCACGUCAACACGAUUUACAUAAAUCACACCGAUAAGGCGCUGCCGGCUGCCGCGUCCUCCGCGGGUGUGGCAACCUCGGCGAACGGCGCCACCGUCGCGGCUUUCGGCCCGAUCUUCGAGGUGCCAGGACUCGAGCCCGGACGGAAUUACAGGCUGCUGCUAUACGCCGUCAACGCCAAGGGCCGCAGCGAACCCGUCGUCCUCGAGCCCGUGACGCUCAAGGGCGUCGCGAUGUACACCACUGGUCGCGAGUCGAGCGACGCCAGCACGGACUACAGUCUGCUGGUAGCCUGUUUCGCCGGGGGCAUCACGGCCAUCUGCAUCCUCGUGGUCGGCGUGACGCUGACUCUCUACAGGCGCAACCACCCGCUGCAGCCGAGCAAGACUCAGACGCUGGUAGUGCACUACGCCGGUGCCGGCAACGCCGCCGGCAACCUCACCCCGGCCACGGCUGGCAAUGCCCUGCUCGGCGACGCCCGCGAACUCGCCGGACAACAGCGACAUAUGCAGCUGGCGCAGCAUGUGCAGGUGAGCCAGGAGUACGAGCUGCACGCGUGUCGCAGCGAGGCUUCCAUGGGCUCGCAGCAGCAGCUACUGGACGUGUACGCGCGAGCGGCGACGCUCACGCGGACUGCCAAAACGACGACGACGACGACGACGGCGAUGCACGAGCUGGCGGCGGAGGAGGAUCCGGACGUGAUCCCGUCGACGAAGGCGGAGAGGCGGCCCGACAUCUCCGAGCCGAACUACGCGCCCAAGCCCGAGCGCAUCAAAGACUUCCGGCGACACCUGCAGGACGAGGACUUGUUGUCUUCCGCGACGUCGGCUCAGCAGCUCACGGAGAAGGACAGCUGGCUACGGCAGAACGGCGCCAGCUGCCUAGUUCAAGAGGCCGGGAGCCCGAGCGCGAGGCCCAGCACUCUGCCGGUACAUCGGAGCCACGACAUCUACACGAGGAGCCUCAGGGUGCAGGAGAGUUGUAUAUAACGGCGCUGUGACCGCACGCCCCAAGAUCCGCAGGGAGCUUGAGGCUGUCUUUUUUUUAUCUUUAUCAUUAAUCACCCUUACGAUCAACCGAAGCCAAGAGAGACGAUGACAGAUAUAUAUAAUAUUAUAUUAUGAUUACCAUUGCGCGAGCGCGAGCUGAGAGGAACGAUUACUAUCGGUGUUUGUACAUAUAGACAAUAAACAAUAUCUUGUUGUUAAGAAACUUGUA